Messenger RNA from Triplophysa dalaica, 3273 nucleotides. It is a transcript of the gene prkag1, whose product is annotated as protein kinase, AMP-activated, gamma 1 non-catalytic subunit. The record is from RefSeq and is a predicted model, not a curated record. NCBI's taxonomy places the organism in Eukaryota, Metazoa, Chordata, Actinopteri, Cypriniformes, Nemacheilidae. The transcript is spliced from 13 exons. The coding region runs from base 178 to 1170 and encodes 330 amino acids.
CCGGCCAAGGCCUGCGUAGCGGUGCGCUUUUUCCUCAUCCUUAAAGAAGUCUGCCAGCGAGCUGGGGAUAAAAAACGCGUUAUAACCACAUUUCUGUCUUCAGAGACCGGGUUUAACAUUCCUGUGUAUGCUCUAAAAUCGAGUUAUUUUUUUGUACCGAGGGACUGUGAAUGGACCAUGGAUUGUGUUCCUGCUGUUCUGGAUGAGUUGGAUGGUAAAAAGGAGGCACCCAUAGAGGACCCUGAGUACAAUGUGUAUGCACGCUUCAUGAAGUCGCACCGCUGUUAUGACCUGGUGCCCACCAGCUCGAAGUUGGUUGUAUUUGACACUUCACUCCAGGUGAAGAAAGCUUUCUUUGCUUUGGUGUCAAAUGGAGUAAGAGCUGCUCCUCUCUGGGAUAGCAAGAAGCAAUGUUUUGUCGGAAUGCUGACCAUCACAGACUUCAUCAAUAUACUUCACCGCUAUUACAAAUCACCUCUGGUUCAGAUAUAUGAGUUAGAAGAACACAAGAUCGAGACAUGGAGAGAAGUUUAUCUGCAAGAUUCCUUCAAGCCUCUUGUGAGCAUAUCACCCAAUGCCAGUCUGUACGAUGCAGUUUCAUCUCUACUGAAGAAUAAGAUCCAUAGAUUACCUGUGAUAGAUCCUCUGACAGGAAACACGCUUUACAUCUUAACACACAAGAGGAUCCUCAAAUUCCUGAAGCUCUUCAUAUGUGAGAUCCCAAAAACUGCCUUUCUCUCUCAAACAUUGGAGGAAUUGAACAUCGGUACUUUUCACAACAUCGCAGUGGUGAAUUCCAACACACCGCUGUACGCCGCGCUGGGGAUCUUUGUGGAUCAGCGGGUGUCUGCUCUCCCUGUGGUAGAUGAGAACGGACGAGUGGUUGACAUUUAUUCCAAAUUUGAUGUUAUAAAUCUGGCAGCUGAGAAGACGUAUAAUAAUCUGGACAUCACUGUGACUAAAGCUCUACAGCAUCGCUCGCAGCAUUUUGAGGGCGUGCUCACCUGCCGAGACAGUGAGACUUUAGAAGCCAUUAUCAAUCGACUAGUAGAGGCUGAGGUUCACAGGUUGGUUAUAGUGGAUGAACAGGAAGUUGUGAAAGGGAUCGUUUCGCUGUCAGAUAUCUUGCAGGCUUUGGUGCUCACCAACGGAGAUGAUGGCACAGCUUGAUUGAAGUGCAGAUCAGUAAAGCAGGGCGUCUCUUUCCUUCUCUGUAUCAGGAAAGAUUAAAAAGAAUGUAUAAUAUACACUUACCCCAAUAACAGGAGUAUAUAAGGCACAACUGAAGUUAUUAAGUAUACAGCAAGUAAAGAAAGUUUAAUUUGUGACCCUGGACAGCAAAACCGGUCUUAUGUGUAAAAAAAUUCAAAAUUGAGAUUUAUACAUCAUCUAAAUAAUUAAGCUUUCCAUUGAUAUAUGUUUGUUAGGUUAGGACAAUAUUUGACUGAGAUAUAACUAUAUUAAACUCUGGAAUCUGAGGGUGCAAAAAAAUCUUAAUACUGAGAAAAUCGCUUUUAAAGUUGUCCAAAUGAAGUCCUUAGCAUAACAUAUUACUCACAAAAAUAAAAAAAAUAUAUAUUUAUGGUAGGACAUUUACAAAAUAUCUUCAUGGAACAUGAUCUUUACCUAAUUUCCUAAUGAUUUUUGGCAUAAAAUAAAAGAUUAUUUGGCCAAUACAAUGUUUUUUUGGCUUUUUCCACAAAUAUUCACAUGCUACUUAAUGACUUCAAGGUUUUGUGAUGCAGGGUCACAUUUGAAAACAAAUACCCCUCACUAUGAAGAAACUCCUUCUUAUGUCAUUAGAAAUUAUAAACAUUUUAUUUGAUUUAAAAAACAAAAAACAUGAUCUUUUACCCAUAAAUCAAUAUUUCAAAUUAUAGAAAAUGUAUGUCAAAUAAGAUGAGGAUCUGCCCUCACAACGAAGUAAAAGAAUAAAGUUUGUGUGCCGAAAAGAAAUUGACACUUAAGGUUUGACAUGGUAAAUUGAAAGUGAGAGAUGUUAAAAUUUUAUGUCCAGCUAAUGUUUGCAUCUCAGUGGGCAUUUCAGAAGCAUUUACAAAAGUUCAGAGGUGAGUCCUCUGCAGCACACCAAAAAUGACUGUUUCUAAAGUACCACACAAACAUUCCCUCCUUCAGUAUUCAGGAGAAAGAAUCAUUCUUGGCAGAGACAGUUUUCUGUAGUUCAACACUAAGAGCCAUUUAAAACAUCAUCACAAUGUGAAGCACGAAUAGCAGAAAUAACAAGAGCGCUUUGAUAAAACAUUUUGAGAUUGGGAAUAGGGUCAUGGUAAUUUUGUAAUAGAACCACAACACCAUAUUAUAAUUUGUUUUGUGUGUGUAUGUUAUACAGAAAUGUAGUUCUUUAUCUUUCAUUUUGAUUUCUUGUUUGGGGCCGGUAAGACAUCCGUUAGCAGCCCUCAUGUUGAUGCCUGAUGGUGUGUCUAUAUUAAAAUAAUGCUACUAAAUUCACUUUGGUUGCUUCAUAAUUCACAGCCGGUAAACAUUAUGUUUUUUUAUGUAUAUAAAGUAUCAAUAAAGGUACAUUCAGCGUGAUUGUUCAUAGGAACAGAGCUGUGUAAUGAAACUUCCUGACAGCUGUAUGAGAAAAACGUUAUUUUGUCCUUGUAAAACAUCGUUCUAAGAAAUAUUGAUGAUAUUGUUUGACAAAAUGUACAGUGGGGUCCAAACGUUAGAAACCCAUUGUGAAAAUUGUUCUAUUUUGCAUUCUUUUCUGAUAUAUAUUUGUUUUCAACACAGAUGUUUUCCAAAUAAAUUGAUACAUUUUUAAAUUUAUAAAUUAAGUAAUCCCUGCAUGUUUAGUGAUUUAUAUCUCCACUUUGUGCUUUGAAGCAACAAAAUCUGAUAUUUUGUACAAGACAAGAGUAAAUAGGUUAAAAUCUAUGAAAUAACCUUCAUCGAAUUUCUGACAUUUACUUUCAGGUUUAGAUGGAAAAUCUCAGUUUUAAUUUAAUUUGGUUUUCAACUGGAUUAUUGGAGUUGUUGCAUCCCAUUAAAUGACCAACACGAGGACUAUAGAAGCUGUCCAUCGGCAUGUUGUUAUUUCGCGUUGGAUCCGAUUUUCUCAGCACCAUUGUAUUGUAGUUCGACUUCCUACCGAAAAAGAGUUUCUUCUAUCACGUUUAUAUAUUUUGCUCUGUAAUUAUUUUUAUGAAUUCAUAAUAUAGAAUGUAAAUAUGCCUAAACUGUUUUCUAUCAUGUCAAAGAUGUUUUAUUCAGAUCACAAGAACAAUAAAAUGUAUUCUGUUUGUCACA